CGUCAGUGUCAUUUUGAAAAAGUUGGCAGUGCAACGGUUACGCGGAAUUCGGAGUGCGUCGAGUGGAGUGCGCCUUCUAAUUGUGAUCUGAAGGGCAAAGGAUAUGAGGAGCCGAUCAUGACAAACCAAGAAACGCUGUCAAGGACAUUUUCUCUUUAUGGACUGCUUUGGCACGACGAACUUCAAUAUCUUAUUCUCAAAAGAGGACAUAUUGCUUAAGCGAAACGUCAUCUAUAGGCUCUUUCUCAGAGACACCGCUCUGUAUAGGCUACGCAGUGUCAUGAAAUGUGCUUGUGGCACCGUACCUUAUGUGAUUCAAGACAGUCGUGUUGGAACUUAAAUAAGGGAUAUUUGUCCUAUUUUAACGUUCCUUAAGACAAGGAUACAAUAUUGAACAUUUUCUACUCAAGACUAUAAAUGGACCUGCAGUCACGCCACCCCUGACGCUCACCCACAGACCGUUUCAUGGGUUCCCGACCAACAAUGGGCGAACCUAACCGGCUUACAUGCCCAGACCUCCGGCUUUAGAAUAUUGGGGGACAUCAUUCAAAGUUCACACAACUCUUAGUAAAAUAGAGGCAACCAAAUUGUAUUGCAUUGAAAGUGAUCGACUGAGAUUUAUCAAAUUAGGCUAUUUGUAAGAGGCAUUUUAUCUGUGCGCUUGAUUGCCAAGAAUGAUUAUCGAUGGCAAUAGAUUAUACGUUGUUACAUUGUAGCUAAUUACAUUGUGUAAUUGUUCAUUAAUUAAUCAAGUUGCAGUUUCAAGUCAAUCAUUGGAGUGUUUGCCUACUCAUUUGCUCAUGAUUUUUCACGUUCAUGCGUAACGGUAUGGGAAUGCCACCAGCGCUGUCAUUUUAUAGGAUGGAACCUAAGGACAACAGAUGGAAUAUUGAUUGAGUGGAGAGAAAAGCAAAACACCAAUUAAUUGACCAACAUUUGGCGUGACUUUUGGUGUACUGCACAAUGGGGGUUUUGCUUCAAGUUAUUCUAGGAAUGUUCCUCUUGCUCUCAAGAAUACGCACGUCCCAUGCCAAGCUAGCCCACUGGAGACCUGCAGACACCACCCCCAAAUCCAGAGAAGUGCGUCGGUGGUUGGAGGUGUACUCUCGUAGUGUUUGUGAGCCCAGGGAUACACUGGUGGAGGUGUGGCAGGAGUUGCCAGGGGAGACGCAUCACCUCUUCGUGCCCUCCUGUGUGUCUGUCCGCCGCUGUGGCGGGUGCUGCUCUGACGAGGCACUGGAGUGUGUGCCCUCACUCACACAAACUAUCACCAUGGAGCUAAUGAAGACCUCCUUUAUGAAGCAUGAGCUCAUUGAGCUGGACUUUGUUGAGCACAGCCAGUGUGAGUGCAGACUAAAACAGGAUCUUCAGUCAGCCCCAACCAGACCUGCAAAGCCUCUGAGGAAAGGCAGGGAAAGGGACAGAGGAAAAUCCAAAAGAAAGAAAAUUGGAACUAUCAAAACCACACCCCCCAAUCCCCCCACUACCCCAUUUCCUCUCCCUACCACCCUGUCUUCCUUGCCAGGCUCUCGAUGUACCCCCUGUCCUGGGAGGAAGUGGACGCUGGAUUUACAGUCUUGUCUGUGUCGCUGCAACGUGACCACAGAGAGCUGCAGUCAGAAAGGGAGGAGACUCAACCAGCACCUCUGCAGAUGUGAGGCCAUGAGGCGGUGAUGAUCUCUCUCCCCCCUCUCUCUCUCUCUCUCUCCCCCCUCUCUGUCUCUCCACUGGGUCCAAUGUCACUCUCAGCCAUGCAUCCUGGGUACCCCUCUGUCAGGGGUGGGGUGGGAAAGCAUAUUCCUAAGUACUCCCUUCUGUGUCCAUCCUUGUCCUCCAGAAACACCUUCAGGACGUUUUCAGACCCCUUGACUUUUUCCACAUUUUGCCUUACUCUCAAAUUGAUUAAAAAAAAAAAAAUUCUUCAUCAUCAAUCUAUGCACAAUACCCCAAAGCAAAAACAGGU
Molecule: messenger RNA, 1963 nt
Organism: Oncorhynchus mykiss (rainbow trout)
Lineage: Eukaryota; Metazoa; Chordata; Actinopteri; Salmoniformes; Salmonidae
Gene: vegfba
Product: vascular endothelial growth factor Ba
Biological process (GO): induction of positive chemotaxis; positive regulation of mast cell chemotaxis; vascular endothelial growth factor signaling pathway
Cellular component (GO): membrane
Molecular function (GO): vascular endothelial growth factor receptor binding; growth factor activity; heparin binding
Source: RefSeq, a predicted model, not a curated record